UUUUUGGCGAAAUUCAUAAACUCGCGCUAUGAACCACUGAUGUAAACGUGAGAAAACAUCAACGAACCGUGUACAACAAUGGCGAGGCAGGAGCGUGUGAGUAAAAUAAACGUAGUGAACGCUUCGGUUCGUUCGUGGCGCGCGAUUAAAACUUUUUUUUUCCCGAAUGAGCUUUCGUUUCAUAUAGCCUUCGCCACUGCAUUUUUAGCCGAAUCAGUCUCUUCUCCAUUAUGACUAUAAAUACCCACCAACACACCACAAUCAUUUCUAUAUCAAACUUUUCCUUCACUUUCUCGAGAAACUAACCUCAUUGCUUAAGUACGGACCUCCUGUAGUUAGUAUUAGUGUCCUUCUGUGUUCAUCUAACGUAUUUCAAGAUUUUUGAAGCCCCUCUCCUUCUUGUAUAAGAACUCGGGCGAUCAUUUUUUCUCCUUCGGAAGUAGCGGACACUGAGAAAUGGGUGCAGGGAGGAAGACUGAGACUUAUUGGUUGAAAGAAAAAUCUGUACCUCAGGCUCAGUGGCCAUCGAACUUCAGCUCAACUGCUAGAAAUUUGAGAAAAAAUGAUCUUGGGGGAGUCAUAUUUGGUUGCAAGCAUAGCACUUUCAAAGAAUGCAUUUUGAAACAGUUGUUUGGAUUACCAGCUCCACAUUUCUCGUAUGUGCAGAACAUAAAGCCUGGUUUGCCCCUGUUCUUAUUCAACUAUAGCGAUAGGAAACUUCAUGGAAUUUUUGAGGCUGCAAGUGCUGGACAAAUGAAUAUAAAUCCACAUGGUUGGACUGCAGAUGAAUCUGAUUAUACCCUUUAUCCUGCACAAGUGAAGAUUCGAGUUCGGAUGGAGUGCCAGCCCUUGGUUGAAGAUCAGUUUGGACCAAUAAUUACUGAUAACUACUAUGAGCCUAAACUGUUUUGGUUUGAACUUGACCGGGAUCAAACAGAAAAACUAAUUUCUUUGUUUUCAUCAUUUCUGACAACUGUGCGUGCUGCUAUCUCAGCGAAUACUGAGACUUCAAACUCUGUUUACAAUGCAGCAUUCCCUGUGCCUAAUAGAAGGCGAGAAGAAAUAGUGAAGUCCCUAAAUGUUGCUAACCCUGAUCAGACUAACACAGAUGGAGAAAACCGUAAUACAUGGAGUUCACCCAAGUUAGGUAAUUCUAACCGUGAAAAUGGAAAUUGGGUUCAUGGAGGCUUAGAUGAUGAAGAACGAUGUUUGGAAGCUAUAGAUCAUAAAAAAUCAGCUCAAACGUUAAAAACUGGUGUUAUAAACCAAACAAAAAGUUGUGAUUAUUCUUACUCUUCUGCUGUACAAACCAUGGGAACUUCCCAUCCACGAAAAUUUUGGAGCGAAUUGUUCAAAGGUUCAAAUGCUGAGGAUGCUGGAGAGGAAAGUCAAGACAUUAAGUUACCAUCUUCAGGCUCAACAAACCUUUCUAUAUCUGAUGAUUCUAGUUUGGAUGAAAAGGGAAAAUGUUUAGAAGUUGUUGUUGAUGAUUCAGAAAACUACGAGGAAUACAUGAACCUGGGACUAAUUAAUGAACUAUUGAAUUCCCCUGUCAAGAAAGAAGGAUAUACUUAUUUUACAAGUUGCACUCAAAAGGACACUAUACCAACUUCUCUAACAACAAAUAAAGGUCCUCCCCCUCAUUUAGAAUUUGGAAGGCAACCUUUGAAAGCUGCUGUAGGUGAGGAUACAGACAGAAUGAUUGAAACAAUGGACAUCAUGGAAAUGAAUGCUUCUGAUUUCAACUCUAUUUUUCCGAUGUUACUACGUGAAAUCAAAGAGCUGAAAUCAUCUCUUGGAGAAGAAGAUCGCAAAAUCAAUCUUUUGGAGCAUGAUAUGGUUAAAUCAAGAUUAGUAAUUCAACUCUUAAAAGAUAGAUGCAUUGCAUUGGAAAAUCAGCUAUUUAAACAAAGUGGGAAUGAUGAACAAGAGGAGUCCGAGUCCAUCAAUGAUCUUCAUCCAAACCUUGAUGAGUUAGUACUUUUAGUGGGAGGAUUUGAUGGUUCUUCAUGGUUACCAGCUUUAGAUUUUUAUCAUCCUUCUUUAGAUCAUAUGGAACACCGUAGCUCCAUGCGUUUUGCACGUUCAUAUGCCUGUGCUGCAAAUCUAAAUGGAGAAAUCUAUAUUUUGGGCGGUGUAUGCAACAAUGUGUGGUAUGAUGAAGUCGAAUCAUACAACCCGGUGUCGAAUCAGUGGACUAGAUGUCCUUCAUUGAAUCAAAAGAAUGGAAACUUUGCGGGAGUUUCUUUUGAUGAUAAAAUCUAUGCAAUUGGUGGUGGAAACGGCAAUGAAUAUUUCUCAACGGUGGAAAUAUUUGAUGUGAACAAUGGAAAGUGGAUCCCAGCUCAACCCAUGCUACAUAAGAGACUUUCCUCAGCUGCUGCCGAAAUCAAUGGUGCAAUCUAUGCCGUGGGAGGAUAUGAUGGAAAGAACUAUUUAAAAUCAGUAGAAAGAUUUGAUCCUCGUGAACGUUCAUGGAGAAGACUUGAGAGCAUGUCAACGAAGAGAGGUGGUCAUACAGUUGCAGUUCUUAAUGAAAAACUAUUUGUUUUGGGCGGUUACAAUGGUCAGAACGUAAUGUCUUCUGUUGAGAUUUUUGACCCUCGUCGUGGCUCUUGGAUGAUGGGGGACUCCAUGAAUGACUCUCGGGGCUAUUCUGCAGCUGCUGUGAUUGAAAAUACAAUUUAUGCCAUUGGCGGCAUAAAGGGUGACAAUGAGAUUUUAGAGACCGUGGAAUGCUACAAAGAAGGUCAUGGAUGGCAAAAGACUAAUCUCAAAGCCAUUGGGAAAAGGUGCUUCUUCUCUGCCAUUGUUUUGUAAGGUUGGAGACUGAAAGCUGGUGUUGUCUAACAAACUAACACGUCCGGUUGCAGCUGAUUAUAAUCUUAAAUAGUAUUAUAACAAGUACAAAUACUAAAGCUGAAAACAAAUACUAUCCACUCGUACUUCCACACUUUAAAAAAUAUGGUGUUUAUAUAAAUAUUACUUAAAAAUAGCUAUGUCCAAACAUGAGUUACUUUGCAAAAAAGAAAAGGGAAAUUUGGAAUUCUCAACGGGCUUCCGUAUGUUAUCAUUAUUCAUUAUCAUUACAAGCAAAUCGCUUACUGUUAAUUCAUUUUAAUAUGGAGGGGAAAUCAGCGUUGACAUAAGGAGAGCCAGCCAUUUUGGCAAAUGGUGUUUUACCUUCUCUUUUUAAUUUGGUGUUGCAGAUGCUAACAUAUAUUUCUACACAGUAAAAGAUAACGAGUGUUUUUUAUGGUGCACCCCUAAAAGUCCUCAUCGUGUUUUUUUAAUUGUGGUUAUUUUAUUAAUUUACAAAAUAAUUUAUUUUAUGUGUAUAAAAAAAAAAAAAAAAAAAAAAAAAAACUCAUGUGCAACAGAUUAUGAAUAUAGAAAAAGAAAAAAAAAAAAAAAAAGAACUCGUAGCAUAACAUUUAUCUUUCAACAUGCAAUGAAUAUGAAUAUUUGUGCCCUAUUGUGCCUUUUGAGAGGUAGGUAUCGUCCAGAAGAAAUACACUUACACAUCAAUCAUCCAUAUUAAGCAACAACGAAAAUGGUUAUAUCUAACUCAAAUCUAUUUUCAACAGUACACGACUUGAUUAAUUAUUCCUUGACAUUAUUCAGUCAUUUAAAUUUUUAACCGACUACAAUUACAAAAGUCACCAACUUGAUAUUGAAUCUAGUAACGCCAUAGCUAAAAAAACAAGAAUAAAAAAAAACUCAAGUUUUGCAAGAGCCUCAAAGAUCCCCAACUAUAAGCAAUUACCCGAAUUUGCUUUGCAAAGAGGCGAGGCUCUUCACCUGAUACCAUGAAAUGAUGGUAAGACAGCAAUAAGUGGGUCUCCGUAACCAACUGCUUCU
Cannabis sativa is the source of this 3861-nucleotide messenger RNA. RefSeq lists its product as uncharacterized. Gene Ontology annotation, molecular function: protein binding. The transcript is spliced from 14 exons. Gene Ontology annotation, biological process: response to endoplasmic reticulum stress. The record is from RefSeq and is a predicted model, not a curated record. The coding region runs from base 457 to 2820 and encodes 787 amino acids. NCBI's taxonomy places the organism in Eukaryota, Viridiplantae, Streptophyta, Magnoliopsida, Rosales, Cannabaceae.